Messenger RNA from Populus euphratica (Euphrates poplar), 647 nucleotides. RefSeq names its product EARLY FLOWERING-like protein (DUF1313) (gene ELF4). Bases 112 to 480 code for a protein of 122 amino acids. Lineage: Eukaryota; Viridiplantae; Streptophyta; Magnoliopsida; Malpighiales; Salicaceae. The record is from RefSeq and is a predicted model, not a curated record. Gene Ontology annotation, cellular component: nucleus. Gene Ontology annotation, biological process: entrainment of circadian clock; positive regulation of circadian rhythm. The transcript has a single exon.
CACCGCUCACAUCCAUCGUCUCCUUUUCUUUCUCUCUCCUUAAAGAUCAAAAGGCCCAAAGCCAACAGGUAAUUUUCUUACAAUGUCUCGUCAAAACAGUUAUAUUCACUCAUGAACACCACCCUCAAUUCAUUCUCCGCUGCCGAAUCGAGCAUGGAAGACACCUCCAAUCCCUCAAUCACUACCAACCAAAACGCCAACAAAGAAGAUGAAGUUGAUGCAGAGGUUUGGGCAACAUUCAACGAUAGUUUUCGACAAGUUCAGUCGGUUCUGGACAGAAACAGAGUUUUGAUUCAACAAGUGAACGAGAAUCACCAGUCUAGAACUCCUGAAAACAUGGUCAAAAACGUCUCUCUGAUUCAAGAACUUAACGGCAACAUCUCCAAGGUUGUUGGGCUUUACUCUGAUUUGAAUUCCAAUUUCUCCACUGCUUAUCAUCAGCGAAACCACAACGGUAAAAAUAACGGCAACACGGCCUGAAUCGAUUUCUUAGUUGUAUCUUAUUUAUUCAGUGUGUGUAAUUUGGGGGGUUCGGGAUUUUAUUGAGGGUAGAAUUUAUGUUGUGUCUGUCGUGGUUUAUGUUAUAUCAAGGAAAGACCAUGGUGCUCUUGAGUUUGGAUUAAUGGAGUAUUCAGUAUUUUCUACUA